Messenger RNA from Fusarium fujikuroi IMI 58289, 1632 nucleotides. RefSeq names its product related to lactose permease. Lineage: Eukaryota; Fungi; Ascomycota; Sordariomycetes; Hypocreales; Nectriaceae. The transcript is spliced from 4 exons. The record is from RefSeq and is a predicted model, not a curated record. Gene Ontology annotation, cellular component: membrane. Bases 1 to 1632 code for a protein of 543 amino acids. Gene Ontology annotation, biological process: transmembrane transport; carbohydrate transport. Gene Ontology annotation, molecular function: carbohydrate:proton symporter activity.
AUGCAGAAAGAAGACAAUAAGGUCGAGGCCGUGGAGAAGGUCCCUGACUCGGCAGCUGCUGAUCUGGCGACAUCCAAGACAGCCAAAGUCGAAAAUGUUGCCUAUAGUGAUGCCAUUGCCAAGGAUAACCUCUCUCCGCGCGCACCGUCCAUCCUCAAGCUCUAUGCGAUUAUUGCUCUUGUCACGUUGAAUAAUUGCGGUAAUGGCUUUGAUGGAACUAUCAUGUCAUCCGUUAACGCUAUGGAUCCCUUCCAUAAAUUCUUCGGCACCGAAAUGCAAGGCUCUUCUAUCGGAGCCGUCUUUGCGCUCUACAGCGUCGGAAAUAUUCUUGGUUGCCUUGUUGCCGCUCCUGCUGCCGAUACUUUUGGGCGAAAGUUUGGUAUGAUGACCGGGUCAGUCUUUGUCAUCAUUGGUACAGUGAUUCAAGCGGCGGCCCAGAAUGUCGGCACAUUCAUGGCGGGGAGACUAUUCCUCGGAUUUGGCUGCACCAUCGCGGUAACUGCAUCUCCUAUCUAUCUAGUGGAGAUGGCUUAUCCGUCUUGGCGCGGAACUUUGGCUGGUCUGUACAAUGUUGGCGGCUGGUAUAUUGGAUCACUUGCAUCUACAUGGACUGCCUAUGGAACAGGCCGACUAUCGUCUAAUUGGUCCUGGAGGAUCCCCAUCAUCAUUCAAGUCGUCCCCGCAACAAUCAUCCUGUGCGGAGUAUGGUUCAUCCCGGAAAGUCCAAGAUGGCUCAUGAGCCACGGAAAGGAAGAGCAGGCUCGAACUGUGCUCAUCAAGUAUCACGGAGACGGAAAUCCCGAAUCCGCUGUUGUGAAGCUGGAGCUCGAAGAGAUGCGUGCAUCCAUCGAAUACCAGGCAGAAAUCGAAGCCAGCCAAAAGUGGUGGGAUUACCGCAUGCUAUUCGACAACAGGGAGAACCUGCAUCGAUUUUACUUGUUGUUUUUGGUCGCAAUAUUCUCCCAGUUUAUCGGUGGUUCGGUAAUCACCUACUACAUGCCUGUCAUUCUUGAGAAUGUUGGCAUUACCAGCUCUUCUCAACAGCUUCUGCUCAAUGGGGUGAAUGUCAUUUUCGGCUUCUUCAGCGGCGUUGCAGGUUCGUUUGGCGUUGAGAAGUUUGGACGCAGGCCUUUGUUCCUUUGGGGCACCUUUUUAACAGGCCUCGUCUAUAUACCCAUCAACGUUAUUGCAGCCAAAGCUCAUGGUCAUGUUGACACAUCUACUGGCUACGCCUUCAUUGCAAUGAUUUUCUUAUAUGGUAUUUUCUGGUCUUUCUGCUGGACGCCUCUACAGUCUUUGUACCCAAGCGAGGUGCUGCGCAAUGACAUUCGAGCUAAGGGUAUGGCCGCUUCUGGCUUCUUCAGUGGUGUUUCAGGCUUCAUCAAUACCUAUGCCACGCCAGUCGCUCUCCAGAAGAUCGGCUGGAAGACAUACACUAUUUUUCUCAUCCUGCAUUUUGUGGAGUGGGGAAUGAUGUAUUUCGCUCUCGUCGAAACCAAAGGCCGGUCUCUGGAGGAAAUCGAUGAGAUUUUCAAGUCUCCCAAUCCUGUCAAAACCUCCAAGCAGAAGCACGAGGUCUUCAUCAAGGAGGGUGCAGGUGUCACUGCCGACUUGGGGGCAAAGGAAGCCUAG